AUGACGCUCAACAAUGCCAGCGAGAUCAGGGCAUCUGGAAAUGCAAAGGUGCAAAUUGGCACUCGCUUGAUGUUCCAGGUACUCGACUCGGAGAUUGUCAUGGGGCAGAAUAUUUUAGCUAUGGAACGCCCCGGAACCCCGAAUGACAGCGACCUUCUCGGCGACCUUUACGUCACGGAUCCAUCAAAUGACCUGCAGUUCUUGAAACGACGAAAAAGGAGCAGGGUCGACGGUACAUGCGAAUGGAUCCUCACGACUCCGCAGCUCGUCAACUGGCUGAACUCUCCACGCAACUCCUCGAUUGAAACCACAUCUCGAAUACUUUGGAUACAAGGGAAUCCUGGCCAAGGGAAAACGACAUUGGCCACGUACAUCACGGAAGCAUUGACUAAGUCGUUCAGUGCCGAUGCGAGCAGAUCACUUGGCUAUUUCUUCUGCGACACUAGCUACGCAAAUAGGGCGAAUGCCAAUGCUAUCCUUCGGGGCCUGCUGUGGCAGUUUUACACUUCGAAUCCCGAGCUCAUCCCGGCUUACGCGCGACAACGUUACGGCCAGCUCAAGGAAAAGCUGUUCCGCGACUUCGACUCCCUCUGGACCCUGUUCUUGGAAACGGCUGGAGCGAAUUCCACCCGCCAGCUCUUUUGCAUUAUUGACGCGUUGGAUGAGUGUGGCGACGAAUCCAGAGACGAUCUCCUUAUUCAACUCGAACAAACUUUUGAAACCCCUGAUGGACCUCCGAACAUACACUUUCUGCUUCUAAGCAGACCUUACGUCCAUAUCCGAGAUCAUCUUGGCCAAUUCGAAAACAUAGAGCUGGCGUCUCUCCCUCAACUAAAGGAAGAUGUUCAACAAUACAUCGACUACGAGGUGGAGAAACUCACCAAAAGGAGGCGGUAUUCUAAAGCUCUCAAAGAAAAAGUCAAGACUGUUCUGGUAGAGAAGGCAGAAGACACGUUUCUUUGGGUUGGCGUAACCUGCAAGGAGUUGCAGCUGAUCCAGCCCGCUCAUGCACUAUGGGGUAUUCCCAGCCUGAUCGAUUACGCCUUUGAGACCUCUAACCAGGGCACCGGGAUUAAUCCUGGGCAAUAUCUGGAUGAAGAUAUGUCUUCGACUUUGAAAUCUCCGAUAUGCGACGCCAUAGAGGGUCGUUGCCUUCGGACGUUAGCAAGGCUCUUGGAACUUGGUGUACCGCUGACCAAGUUUUCCAUCAAAUGUGCGAACCGGGCCGGAGGCGAAAUUCUGAGCACGAUACUCGAAGUUAGGAGAGAUGAGAUUGUAUUAACGCCUGGUCUGCAACAAUCUGCUGCUGCAUGCUUCAAUGCUAGCGACAUGCUAUCCCUUAUCACUCAUCCCAACUUCGAGGUCACGGCUUCAACGCUGCGCUCUAUCAUGGCCAAUGAGGACCAUGGUCAUGAAAUUUUUGACCUGCUCAGGGAUCAUCCAGAAACCGACCAGUUCUUUGAUCAAUCACUAUUGGCAAUCGCAAUCACAGACUUUAGCAAGGAGAUGGUGACAUACCUUCUAGAUCGACUUGGCGAAAAUUUGGUGGUGACUGCGACCAUGAUUACAGAAGCCUCCAGAAACUACAAAUUUGGACUGCAAAUCGCCGAGAUGCUCCUCGACCGUUUUGCCAACGACAUCCGCAUAACCGAUGACAUGAUCCUGUCCAUUAUGGAGGUAAACUCAAAAGACUUCACCGACUCUUCACAGCAGGUCCACGACGUCUUGGAGCUACUUUUCGAGCGACUCGGACCAGAGUUCAAAGUUACAAAGCGAGUGCUGCUGGGUGCUGCUAGGUCAGAGUUUGAAGAAGGUGAGGCAGCAGUGGUGUUCAAGCUUGUCUUGGAUCGUUUUAGCGACACUUCGCCAAUCCCAGACGAUGUCAUCAUGGCAGCAGCGAAAAACCCGAACGCAUGGGCUGCUAUGCCGCUACUCCUUGGCCGCCGCGACCCGGAGAUAUGCAUUACAGAGGAGAUUUUGUGUGCUGCAAUCCCAAACAUGUGGGACUCGUACUCAUCUCUGCUACACAAUGCAGCCAAGCACUCUAUAAGAAUAACUGAGAAAGCCUUAGCGACCGCUGCAAAGGCUUCGGAUAGGGAUGCUUUCUUACAGGUACUCAAAGCUGCCGACACCAAUAUUCGAAUUACGCAGGAUAUCCUUCUUGCUGCUGCCAGCAAUGGUAAUACGAACGGCACCCAGAUUAUGUGGCUCCUGCUCCGAGAAUCUAUGUCUGCGGAUGAAGUUGACACCGACAUCCUCGACGAGGUUUUGCAAGGUGACAAGUGGGGCAUCAUGUCCGUUAUACUCAAACGGCGUGGCGCGACGAUUCGCCUCAAGUACGCCAGGCGGCAUUAUGAUCAGCUCAAGAAGAACCUAUUCGACGACUUUGACCACCUCUGGACCCUCUUCAUGGAGACGGCGAAGGCGAACGACUCCUGUCAGCUGUACUGCAUCAUUGACGCACUGGAUGAAUGCGAUGAGGCGUCUCGAGACGACCUUCUCUACCAGAUUGAGCACAUCUUUUCGGGCUCGGUUCGUACACCUUCCAAUAUCAACUUCCUGAUUCUCAGUCGGCCUUAUGUUCAAAUUCGAGACUAUCUCGGCCAAUUCGACAACCAUAGCAUUGCAUCGUUUCCUCAGCUGCAGCGUGAUAUCGACCUCUACAUCGGCCAUGAACUAGAGACAUUGGCCAAGAUGAGACGAUACCCGAAGGUGCUCAAAGAAAAACUUGGUCGUGCUCUACCUAUCUGA
Messenger RNA from Purpureocillium lilacinum, 2751 nucleotides. NCBI's taxonomy places the organism in Eukaryota, Fungi, Ascomycota, Sordariomycetes, Hypocreales, Ophiocordycipitaceae. The record is from RefSeq and is a predicted model, not a curated record.